Molecule: messenger RNA, 5390 nt
Organism: Closterium sp. NIES-67
Lineage: Eukaryota; Viridiplantae; Streptophyta; Zygnematophyceae; Desmidiales; Closteriaceae
Source: the annotation of a GenBank genome assembly
CUCACACAAUGACCCAUGAGUCGACUCGACUCGAGUCAUCAUGACCGUGAGUUGUAGUGUGACCCACCCAUCCCUUACCUAAUGAAUGCGCGUUGGUCCGAAAGGCGAUAAGAAGCAGCAGCCCUCAAGACUAGCCUCUGAACUCCGUGCCUUUCCACUUGUGACUACGAAUUUAGCUUCCCUUGGACGUCUACCCAACAACCCUAGUCGCGAUCCACGGUUCACAACAGCGAGACCCACUCAACCGAAUCGUGACUAGGAGCUGUUUGUGCCAAUGGAGGCCUCCGUAACGCCAUUGUGGAAGGCGCAACCGCGUACACACGCGGCCGCCAUAUCCACCGCUUCCACCGCCGCCUCCUCUCUUGCGGCUUCAGCUUACGUGUCGCCAGCUGUUCCAAAGGCGCACCACCACAGCCACAGCCAACGACGCGCCGCCGGCUUUCUCUGCCACCGCUCGCGGAUCGUUUUUAUGCGCGCGCCUUUCACGCGGACACACAGGCGGAAUGUACCGGGCGUGCUGGUGCCAUCGGAAUCCGGGAGGCGCGGCCGCGGAGACGGCUUUAAGUGCGACGUGUUAGUGCCUGGAUGCCCUUCCCCCGGCGAGCUGAGCGAAGGGGAGGGGGAGAGCCCGCGCGGUCCGGACGGGCUUCGGUGGAGGCGCGGUCAGAGGGGCUCGGCGCGCAGUGAAAAUUUCGCUUCCGGGCAGCUAGCGGAAGAAAAUGUUGAGGGUUGGAAGUCGCUUGCGGCGAAUGGCGAUUCUGCGGGCUCUGGAGACGAGGGUUCGAAUCCCCACGAGUUCACAUUUUCAGCGGAGAAUAGUGUGAUGGUGGACCAAGUGCGAAUGCUGCAGCACAUCCAUUCGUGUGCGCAUGCGGAAAAUGAGCUGGCGGGAGGAGAGGCGGGGGGAAUCAUGCGCGCGACCGCGGGGGGGAUGAAGCCGCGCGUGCUGAAAGCGAGCACGCCGAUUCGCGAUAUUUAUAAGUCGGAAGGCCCUAUCGACGAGGAUGUGGUGUGCAUGCAGGCGGACUGGCCGCUGACGUGGACGCACAUCACACUGGCAGCUGGCGUGUCGGUGGGGUCCGGGAUAUCCGGGCCCGAGGACGUGACGAUGCUGGCGCAGGCGACAACUGCCACCGCCAUUCUGUGCUUGCAGGGCGAGGAGUCGAUGGAGUCGUUUGGCGUCGACUGGAAGGCCGUUCAGCAGCGGGCGGAGCAGUGCGACGUCGCCAUGUUCCGCGUUCCCGUGCCGGAAUUCGACCAGCAGAAGCAGGUUGCUGGGAUGGUGGAAGCGGUGCGCCUCCUGGCGUCGCUCCUAGUGACGGGUCACCGGGUCCACGUGGCAUGUGCGACUGGGAAGAACUGCAGCCCGCUCGUUGUGCUCGGCUACCUGACGUUCUUCCAGGGCCUGGCGUGGAGCGAGGCCAAGGCCAUCAUUGCUGACAGCGUGGUGUCCGCUGAUCCUUCGCAAGAGGCGUGGGAGCAGGCCCGCCUGAUUCUCUCAGCAGCGGACGGCGUGGGCGCGCACCGCAUGACGGAGCUGGCUGAGGAGCAGUACCAGCGGCGCAUCGAGGACGGCGCGGCGGCGGAUGGCGGGCAGGCGGCGAGGGACGACUGGGAGGCGGCGCAGAGGCAGCUGAUCACUGAAACGCUGCAGCACCGGGUGUCCGCUGAUGUGACCAUCUCCCAGUCUCUUUCCAAGGCUGCAUCUCGCCAGGCGUCAUCUCCCAAGCCGAAAGAGGUUCAGAGCUUCAGUCCCGUUGUCCCACAGAUAGAGCCUUCCCUGGAUGCACCCUUCCAGCAGCAGCCCCACAUUCUGGACUCUGUCUAUUCCUUCGUCAACGACCACCACGCACACGCAUGGCCCCUCGCCGCUCCCCCACCGGCCGACGCUCCUGCCGACGCGUCUCCUCCCAUUGCUUCUGCUCUUUCUGCCUCUGGGGAGGUGAUUCCGGGGGAGGUGUCAUCUGGUGUGGAGGAGCGCAUAGCGUCGCUGGAGCAGAAGCAUCUGGCGGCCAUGGCUGCUGCUAGAUCCGCCACAGAGCAGGUGCGUUUCUUCAUGCACCAUGUGAGCGAGCUGAGGGAGAGCGAGACAGCAGCGCGCAUGGAGGCAGCAGCGGCGCACGAGCGCAUCGCAGCACUCACCGCGCAAGUCGAGUCCCUCAACCUCUUUCAACUGCAGCAGCAGCAGGAGCAGCAGGAGAAGGAACAGCAGGCUUCCAUAGCCUUGGGUGUGGAUUCAGCAGCAGCAGCAGCCGCAGCAGCGGCGGCGUCAGCAGAAGCAACCGCAGCAGCAGUUGCUGCGGUGACAGCAGAGGCCGAGGCAGCUGUAGCAGCGGCAGCGGAGCGCGAGUCAGCUCUCAACUCCCAACUCAACCAAGUUUCCCGCGAGCUUUCCCUCAUUCAGGAGCGAGAGAGGGAGCUGCUAUCCGCCCACGAAGCAGCAGAGGCGAAGGCACAGGCAGCGGAGGAACGAGCGGCGGACUUAGCUAACAGAAUCGCUCAGAUGGAGGAGAUGGAGGCAGCUGCUAAGGAAGCAGCAGCGGUGGCUUUGGAGCGAAUGCAGACCCUAGCCGACCAGGUGAAGGAACUUUCUGUGAAGGAGCGCGUGGUUACCGCGCGGAUGGGCGAGAUGGAAGGCCGGCUGGAGGAAGCUUCCGAGAAGGCCACGCUGGACCACGACCGGAUGGUGAAGCUGGAAGACCGGGCGGAGCGGGCGGAGAAAGAAGCGAGGAAGGCGCAGGAGGCUCUGGGAGCGGCGAACGAGCGGGUCAAGUUCUUCUUCCGGGUGAUGCGGGGGCUGAGGGACCGGGAGCGGGCAGCAAAAGAAGCCAUGCAUGCUGCCACCGACAGGCUCGAGGCCGCGGUUACCGAAGCGGAGAAUCUCCGUAGGAAGGAUGAGCUGAUGACGGAGGCGUGGGCGGUGGCUAGCGAGCGCAUCGAGCUGCUGACCCGGCAGGUGCAGCAGGUAGAGGGGCUGAAAAUGGAGGUUAAGAGAGAGGCUGUAGAUGCAGCAAAGGACUUUCUGCAUGCUACUGAUGACUCCCAGCUGAUGAUUGCUAGAGAGCAGCUGGGGGUGGCAGAGGAGAGGGAGAGGAUGCUGCAGGCGCAGCUGGACGGGCUGGCUGCUGAGCUAGCGGCGGCCCGGGGUGACCUGGCAGAGAAGGACACCAGGCUGGCGGCGGUGGCUGCUGAGGUGGAGGAGAGGGAGAGGGUGGUGGAGGAGAGUAGGGCGACGGUGGAGGUUGCUGAAAAGAGGAUUAAAGAGUUAGAGGAACAGGUGGGGGAGGCGGAGGAGAGGGAGAGGAAAGCGAAGAAGGAAGCAGAGGAAGCGGAGGCGAAACUCGCGGUUGCUCUGGCUGCUGCAGAGGAGAAAGAACGCUCCUCCUCCUCCUCCUCCCUCCUGGCCUCGCUUCACCCAGAAGGUGUUGGGGCUGAAAAUAGGCAGAUUCUUUCAGCUCCUGCUGCUGCUGCUGUUGCGACCAGCACGGCUGCAGCAGCUGCUGGCAGCAGUGCAGCGGACCAGCUGAUCGCGCGGCUGCAGUCCCAAGUGGCGUCCAUGUCAAGUGAGCUGGAGGGGGCUCGGUUCGCUGCUGCUGCUGCUGCUGAGCGGAGCGCGUUCCUCAUGCGGCAAGUGGCUCGCCUCAAAGAGAGUGCAGCGGCCGAUGCAGUGGCAAGGUCGCAGGCAGCACCUUCAGCCGCAGGAGGAGGAGGGGCGGGUACGAAGCACAAGGUUGCCGCUUUAGAAGUGGAGAUUCGAGCGCUGGAGAAGCGCGAGUGGGCAGCCCGGGCAGAAGCCGAGGCCGAGAAGGCCCGGGUGCGGGAGCUCGAGGCGCAGGUCGGGCAGCUGGAAAAUAAAGAGCGGGCAGCCCGGGAGAAACUUCAGUCGUCACAGGACCGGGUGGGAUUCUUCCUGCGGCAGGCUGUGCAGCUGAGGGAAAGGGAGGGCGCGAGUAAGAGCGCGCUAAAAGAGACUUUUAGGAAAGUGGAGGGGCUUUCGCACCAAGUGGGGCUGCUGCAGGGGGAGCUGGCGCGAGCAAGCAGCGAGUCUGGGAAGUCCACGGAUGCCGUGCAGAGGCUGCAGCUGCUGGCGAUGGAGCUGAAAGAAAGGAUUCACGAGACGUCCAAAGCAGCCAGCAGCAUUAGGAAGGAAAGCACCAGGAAGGACCCGGUGGCUGAGCAGAAGAUCAACGGCGUUGUAAGGAACAGCGCUCUCAGGGCUCCCGAACUCGGCGCUUCUAACGGUGCUGCUAGUAACGGGGCUGCUGCCUCAAAAGACGUGAAAGGGGAGAAGGAGAAGAAGAAAGGCAACAACAAUGAUGAUGAUGAUUUCUUUGGAGGGUCUGGCACUGGAGGAGGAGGGGGGGGAGGAGGGAAGAGUGGAAUAGCAGGGCAAGGAAAGGCGAGCAGCACUGGCUCCCGUGCAGCUUCACCCUCCUUUGGUUCCCUGAAAGCAAUUCAAGACCCAACACUCCCCAACAGCACCACCUUCUCCUCCUUCCAGCACGCAGCAGCAGCGGUCACAAUAGCAGCAGCCGCAGCAGCAGCAGCGGCAGCAGGAACAGCAGCUGCAGGAGCAGAGUACUCAGUAGAACUCUCCGACACAGCAACGCUGGUGGCCAUGGUAACCACGCUCCAGUCCCAGGCCUCCACUCUCCGCGCCUCCCGCCAAACCGCCCUCGCCUCCGUGGCAGCCUCCCAUUGGCCAUUCCACUCCCGUCAGCUGCCCGUUUCUGCUGUCCCGAGUGCAGCUCUAGCCAUUGGCAAGUGGGGAGGGAAAGCGAAAGUAGAGUGGGGAGAAGGAGAAGCAGGGCGGUGGGGGUCACAGGGUGCAGCAGAGUCAUUAUAUGCCGAGGACCCCUCUCCGUCCUCCCCCACCUCCCCACUGCACUCUCUUCAAAAGGCCCUCACAAGUCUCGCUCUCCCCAUCCCCUUUCAUCUUCUGGGCAUCAACCGCCGGCGCCUCACAGAGCCUGCACCCUAUAUCGCCAGUGCAGACCAAAGGCAAGGGGCCGAGCUGGGAUGGGUGGCUGCAGCAGUGCUGGUGCUGCUGCCUCUGCUGCUGCUGGGGCCUUCCGAUGCCUUGGGAUUGUGAGGGCUGACUUAGGUGGUUUCCAUUAGACCUUGGGGUGGCUUUUAUGUAGCUCUUUGUUGUCGCCUGCCACUUCUACUGCUCUAGCUUCACUUUUCCCAGGCUUGGGUGUUUUUUCCAAGGCUACUUGGAACCUUGUGUGUUUCCCCAAGGCUACUGGAAGCCUUGGGUGUAGGUAGUGUGAUGGCUUCUCAGCCGUAGACUUUGUUUGGAUUGCCUUUAUUGGGCUCUCUACUGUACGUGUGGAACCGUUCUUUGUUGUGUUUCUUGUUCUAAACCCUUGUAAUUUAGGGUUUGAGUA